UAAUAAAACUGUUACGAGUUAAGCAACCAGAAGAGCUUCAUUCAUUCAUUCUCUAUUCGUAUUACUAAUAAUCAAUCAAGCAAUAGCAAAUUGAAGCCGCGACCAUAAGAUAUAUGGAGAGUAGGGAAGAAGGGCCCAAAUCAUGGGAUGAGCUAUACGCCAUUGAUUUGAUGCCUUCCGAGCUGUUUCUCAAGUUCCGAGAGCAACUCCAUGGCUUUCGUCUCGGUCUUAAUUUGGAGUUCUACAAUUCCCCAGUCAACGAGUGCCAGACAAAGUUUGUUUUAAAGCCGUUAUCAAAUGAGCGAAGAUGGAAAUUCAUAUACGAGCCUUUACAUCAUGAUGUACGCCUUGUUUCCAAGAAGAUCCCAAUAACCAAAUUUCUAAAUCUCCAGGUAGGAAUAGGUCACAGUUUUCAGCUGCGUGCCACUGGUUGGAAAUGGAAGCUAACAACUUGUUUAGGCGGUGAUGGUGUAUCUCGAAUACGCAACAAAACAUCUCUUGGACUGUGCCCUGGUGUUGAUAUGCGUUUUGGAUGGAGGGCAGACUAUGUUCUUCCAGAAUUUACAGGGGCUGUAGGGACUGGCGAAGCAUUAUUUAACAUGAACUCUGGUCGAUUAGAAGCAUCACUUGACAGAAUCGAGACCAUAUUAACCCAUACUUCUAAUUGGUCUCCAAAUGAUCAGGUAUCAAGUACAUCUGCUUGAGUGGCAGUUUUUGUGUAGCAUCAUCUAUGAAUGUUGUAAUUAUGGAAGGAUUACUCUUGAAGCCCAGUUUUUACAGCAGGCGUAUUUAGCUUUUA
This is a messenger RNA of Erigeron canadensis, 799 nucleotides long. RefSeq lists its product as uncharacterized. The transcript is spliced from 5 exons. NCBI's taxonomy places the organism in Eukaryota, Viridiplantae, Streptophyta, Magnoliopsida, Asterales, Asteraceae. The record is from RefSeq and is a predicted model, not a curated record. The coding region runs from base 114 to 704 and encodes 196 amino acids.